This is a messenger RNA of Perca flavescens (yellow perch), 1307 nucleotides long. Its product is annotated as galactose-specific lectin nattectin-like. The record is from RefSeq and is a predicted model, not a curated record. Lineage: Eukaryota; Metazoa; Chordata; Actinopteri; Perciformes; Percidae. The coding region runs from base 382 to 846 and encodes 154 amino acids. The transcript is spliced from 7 exons.
GGACCUUGAAUUCUGCCUGCCCCUCGUCAGAUGUUUGUCUGUGUUACAGAUCUCCCAGUUUGACCUUGCCUUGAAUCUUGUUUAGUAAACUGAACUUUCCUUGCAACUGUGACUGUCUCACUGCCGUUCUAUUGGGUUGUUGUCUGCCAUUUUGUGAAACCUGACACUCUCUCCGUCUACUUAAGAGCUCCACUGCAACGUUGUGUUGCCGUGAUGAUCUUAACGUUUUGAACGACUUAGAAGAAAGUUAUAAACUCCACUGACCGUGGUCCCUGCAGCAGGAGAUGCAACGGUGCAAUGAUAUAUAAAGACAUUUUCUUCCAGUGACAGUCAUCAGCUUGUUCUUCUCCUUGGUUUCAGCCAGUCAACACCUCAGCAAAGAUGGCAUCAGUCUUUCUGUUUGCUUUGUUGCUCUGUUUGUCCAGCGGACUGUUGACUGCAUAUGGUGCAGCUUCCUGGAGACAGUUUGGCUCUCGCUGUUUCGCUUUCUACAUCCAGGCAAAGACCUGGAUCGAUGCAGAGACCUUCUGCCAGACUGCUGGUGGGAAUCUGGCUUCCAUCCACUCAGCUGAGGAACAUAAAUUCCUCAAAGACUUAAUUUACCAAGAGACCGGUAUAGACACCAAUACCUGGAUCGGAGGAUUUGACUCAGUGCAGGAGGGUACGUGGAUGUGGACUGAUGGAUCCAAAUUCAACUACAAAAUCUUCAACGCGGGGCAGCCUGACAACGCCGAUGCCUUCACAGGGGAGAACUGUCUUGAGAUGAACUUCAAUGGAAAUAACUGGAACGACAGGACUUGUAGCACUCAAUUUUAUUUCGUCUGCUCCAAGAACCUGUGUGUGUAACUCUACCACACCAUCAUGAUGCCUCUCCAGCUCACCUAUAAUUUCUAUCAUUGAUUCACUUUCAGUUUGUUCAGCAGACAGAAACAGCUCUCUGCUGACAGAUGACUCACUUUCACUUUUAUCUGAUUUAUCUCUGAGUUAUUAUUUAGAUUUAUAGAAAUCAUGUGUGUACACAAAAUAUAAAGUUCCCUUGAGCAGACGUUAGCUUAGCAUAAAGACUGGAAACAGGGGGAAAAGGCAAGCUUAACUUAGCAUAAAGAUUGGAAACAGCUAGCCUGACUCCUUCCAAAGGUAAACCUGUCAGACAUGAGUGGUGAUGAUCUUUUUAUCCAAAAUGUCCAGAUAGAAAAUAAAAGUGUAUAUUUUGUCAGACCUUUCUGUGAUACAAGAGGAGAAUGCAACUGUAAUAACACUUCAUAAUAACUAAGAUACUAAUACUAAUACUAAGAUACUAAUCCAAA